AUGAAUAGUGAUGCUACUGGAUUGAAUAUCAAUAUAAUUCAAUCUACUACCGGUAAUCCAAAAUCAAAACAAACACAGCAAGUCGAUGUACCAGUGGAAAUUCCACCAAAGCCAAGUAUGUAUUAGUAUCGGGAGGGGUAGUUCUGAUGGGCAUGCACUGAAAACAGAGGCUCAACUGCUUGUUCAAGUGUAACAAUGGGCAUUUUUUCAUAGCCACUAAUAGGCAUAAGAAAAUCGGACGGUUCUUUUGCAAUG
This is a messenger RNA of Rotaria sp. Silwood2, 255 nucleotides long. The record is from the annotation of a GenBank genome assembly. Lineage: Eukaryota; Metazoa; Rotifera; Eurotatoria; Philodinida; Philodinidae.